UUCGGCGACUUUAUCACCGACCGAGGUGCUGGACUCGGACCUCAGCAUAACCUUCGUGCAUCCUCCUUGUCUCAUCCAGUAGCUACCAGGCUGCGGUUGAUCUUGGCUUGGCUGGGAAGAUGAACGUCAUCAACUCGGUGAAGGAGUACGUCACAACCGUGUUCGACCUCGGGAGCAACCACACCGAAGCGAUCGAUGUGGUCGCGAUUCAGCAUGGCGCACCCGACCGUCAGGUCCGAUGCACUCCUUUCUACGUGCGCUUUGAGAUGACAAAGUACCUGGAACGACGCGUGGAAGUCUACGUCAAUGGCGAGCAGGCUCCAGGCGUGUACAUGGAGCUCGACUCGAACGGAGAAGCCUUCUUCGUGCACGCCGCGACCGUCGACACGGACGUCUCGGAGUCCAUCGAGCCCUUGUUCUUCACCGACUUCGACGAUGCUCCUGUUCCGUCGUCACAAGCCUCCCCUCACUUCAACGCUCCAUCUCCGACAAACGAUCUGACGGCUCCGAGGGCCAGCAUGCCGUUUACAGCAGACAUGCGCGCUCCCAGCAUCUACUUCGACGCCAUGCACAGCGUCCCUCCGUCACUUGACAAGGCCAUGCUGCAAAAGUCCACUAGCGAUUACUUCGACGCGCAGACCGAGAGCGGCCCCAUCCCGUGUUCCGCCGACUGCGACACCGUACACGGCUUGGAGCGUUCGCCAGAUGCAUUGCCGCCCGCGCUGUCUCUCUGCGGGGAUCUCAUGUCCACAGCAUCGUCCGCUGACGAAGCCGCGGCCAUCUUUCGCAAGCAUCAAGUGUCGGCCGAAUCGUUUCGCCGCCAUGCCGCCGCCAUCCUCCAAGAUCCGUCGCUCAUGGUGAUGGUCCGCGGCGAGUAUCGUCGGUACGACCUGUUUGCGCAGGCGCUGGUUGUGUCGGCCGCGUGCUUUCCAUGUUCGUCCAUGAUGUGGGAUACAGCAUCAUUCCCCCACACGGCGGCGGUAGACGCGACUCGCAAGCAGCGCCGACACACGAUCGAAGGGACGAUUUUCGACUUGGCGGCCCCCACCACCCGCCUCGAUCUGUCCGACACCCGUGACGUGGCACCCCCACAGGAACCACGCGCGGCGUCGACGUGGUUGCGUUGGUUUCGAUCAAGUGCAGCAGACCAUGCCCGCCUUCCCGAGUCAUCCCCCCCUCCAUCCCCUCCACCUCUUGACCAUCAUCGCAGUGUGUAUCCGUCCGAAGCCCAGCUCACGGCCAUGAACCUAGCUUAUGGCGCCAACACACUCGAGUUCCGCGUCCAGUCGACUGUGUGUGGCGAUGACGAUGUGCGCGUCACGUCCACCUUGUUUCUGUGGCACGCAUCAUCCAAGCUUGUGGUAGCCGACAUUGACUUGGUCGUCGGGUCGGACUCGUUCGAUCGUUCGGCGUCGAGCGCCGCCGACUUCUUCACGCACGUGCUUGGGCACGGGUACCAGCUCAUCUACCUCUCGUCUCGCCGCCGGUCUGUCCGGGACGACCUCCCCCAUGCCCCGCUCCUGGGCGCAUUCCUUGGGCUGGCCCUGGACACCCCAGACCAAACAAGCGUCAAGCUGGCCAUGCUGCAGCAACUCCAGGCGCUGUACCCCCCCGACGUGAACCCAUUCUACGCUGGACUUACCAACGCCCACCACGCGCAUGCAUUCCUUCAUUCGGGACUCCACCCCGGGAAGGUGCUCGUGAUGGACGGCGGGAGGUUCCGCCUCGCGCACCAAAAGGUACUCAAGGCCACAGACACAUCGUACGCCGACCUCAAGGACCCGCGCACGUUCGACAUGAUGUUUCCCUUUGUCCAACAGCAGCAGCAUGACGCCACGUUCCAAGAAGAAGCGUUCAACGACAUGAACUUCUGGCGCCUCCCGCCCCCGCGCAUGUAACAAGCACCCAUAUUGUAUCUAUAUCAUGUGCAAUCUGUACCUUGCCGUGUCUAGUAUCCAUAUUCGUGGAUGGGGUUGUACGUUUGGAAAGGAUUACACAAGCAAGGGGGUGAAUAUAUAUUAUAUAUAUAUAUUGUGGAUUCGG
This is a messenger RNA of Aphanomyces astaci, 2043 nucleotides long. RefSeq lists its product as hypothetical. The record is from RefSeq and is a predicted model, not a curated record. NCBI's taxonomy places the organism in Eukaryota, Oomycota, Saprolegniomycetes, Saprolegniales, Verrucalvaceae. Gene Ontology annotation, molecular function: phosphatidate phosphatase activity. The coding region runs from base 120 to 1898 and encodes 592 amino acids. The transcript is spliced from 7 exons.